AUGGUGAAACAAGUCCUGUGUUGGGAAUAUGGUCUUAGGUUUGUGAAAGAUACCUGUGGGAAUCCUGGAAGUGAAGAGCUGUAUGUUUUUAAUCUAACCUCCUUAACCAAGUCUGAAAAUAUCUUGUCAGCUUCAUUUCAUUAUUACAUUGGGGACCUACUGAACUUGAGUUGGAGUUGUCCUCAAUCCAGAGGCUGCUCUCGUCAUGGAAGCAGGAAACCGAAAAUUCAGAUAGAUCUCUUAGUGUUGAGUUUCCCUUCUCAUGGGAACCGAACUCGGACUCUGGGACACUUUCUAAUUAACGUCUCUGCUGCUUAUCGGGAUAAUGUUUCCUGGCAGUGGAAGGACUUCACUCAUGCCUUAUGUGAGGCAAAACAGAAUGAUGAAUUUCUCAUUGGUGUCAAGAUGGCCUCAACCAGCCAUUACCCCUGGAGAAGGAUGUCAUCCAGCUAUGAACCCUACAUCCUGGUCUAUGCCAAUGAUUCUGCCAUUUCAGAACCAGAGACCGUUGUUUCUAACUUUCAAGGACACCAACAUUCUCUGUCUGUGGGCUUUCCUAGACGGGAGAGCCACUCCAAGGGCAGUCUUACUGAACAGCGACGGAAGCGCUCCACCAAUAUCUUGUUGCCCUUGCAAAACAAUGAACUCCCAGGCUCUGAAUACCAGUACAAUGAGGGUGAGAGAUGGGAAGAGAGAAAAUCCUACAAAACCCUGCAGCCACGCCUGGCUGAGAGGGCCAAGAGUAAGAAAAAGCAGAGAAAGAACCAGCAUCAGAAGAGCCAGACACUCCAGUUCGACGAGCAAACCUUAAAGAAAGCCAGGAGGAAGCAGUGGAAUGAGCCACGGCACUGUGCACGGCGCUAUCUCAAAGUGGAUUUUGCAGACAUUGGCUGGAGUGAAUGGAUUAUUUCUCCUAAAUCCUUUGAUGCAUAUUAUUGUUCAGGUGAAUGCCAGUUUCCGAUUCCAAAGGCUUUGAAGCCAUCAAACCAUGCCACCAUUCAGAGCAUUGUGAGAGCAGUUGGGGUUGUUCCUGGUAUUCCUGAGCCAUGCUGUGUUCCUGACAAAAUGUCUUCCCUCAGCAUCUUAUUCUUUGAUGAAAAUAAGAAUGUGGUGCUUAAGGUUUACCCCAACAUGACAGUGGAGUCUUGUGCAUGCAGAUAACAGCCCAGAAGAAAUCUUUGAAUUGUUUAACAUCAUCUUUUGCAAUGUUUUUUAUUCCUAUAUUUUUUGUUUGCACUGCCAAUGCAUUUCAUUCCAGAAAAAAAAAGAAAAAGGAUAUGAGCGAAACUGAGUAAGAAAGAAGACUAAUGUGAAGAGCAAGCUGAAUAGAGAUGUCUAGGUGGGGGAGGGAGGAGGGGGGAGGCGUAAAAUUAAUUCACCUUUGAAACUGACUGAGAAGCAAGAUUUGGCAACUGGGACUAAGUAUUUCUGUUGAAAUACAAAUGAAAAGUGAAAUUUUAUCAAAGACUCUUCAAGAUGUUUUUAGAACUGUCAGGAGGACAUGCUGAUUUAUUUUUGUAUGAGGUUUUGAAAAUGGCAGCAGCUGUUUUAUUGUUGGCCCCAUUUUUCUAGUGAUGAACGGGAAGGGAGUUUAAAAAAUAUGUUAUACAGUUUGAAACCAGGCUUUCUGCCUUCAAUUUCUGAACAGCUCAGCAAGUGCUAAAUAACCUAAGCAAACCUGACAUCCUAUGAGCCUUAGAAAAUCCAACAUAGACAUUUAUUUCUUUGAUGCGACAUAUCAUUGAUUGUACAUGUAUAUCCAUUUUUGUUUAGUGUGUUCUUUGUAUUUCAGCUAAUAUGAUGCCCCUGCCCACAAUUUAGAUAAGGGCAAAUCACAGCAGUGUUGCAUGUGAAUUUGUAAUGUCAUACCAAAGCUUUUCUUUCAUGCCACAGAACAGUAAGAAACUGGUCAUCAUAUAGCCUGGUGACAUGCAAGUAUCAUAGCUCAGCAUCACAGCUAAUCAAAUAAUUCCUAACGAGCAUGGUAGAACAUGGAUAGUUUGUGGAGUUAUGUUCUAUAACAUUUCCAAAGAUGAGGGUUUGCAACCCCGGGUGAGGUGCUCAGGGCCAGGGGGAUCAUAUAUAGCUGCAGCAAACAGCUGCAUAGGACCAGUCCACUGUUCCAACUUAUUACUGCAGCUUUGAUAUUAAAAGCACCAUUUCUCCAAGCAGCUGUAGAGGACUGAUGUUGAACUCCAGCUAAAUGGAGAUGCCCUUUCAAGUAAAAGCCACAGCAAACAGUUCUGUGGCUCACCUGUUACUUGGCAAACCACUACAGAUUGAGCAGGUUGUGAACUGCCCAGAUGAUAAUCUGGGCUCUAGUAAAUUUGCUACUUAUAUAGUCCAUGAGGAAAUGACUGAUGUCUUAAAUUUGUUAUGUGAAAUUAUUUGCAUAACUUGAUCCACAGAUUGAUUGGGAGGACUUCACUGUGAUGUUUUGACCAACAUUUGGUCUGCAUUUGCUAGUCUUGAUUGCAUAGGUCACAUAGCAUUGUUUAAGUUCCUAUAUUGGACAAAAGUUGCUUUUAGGCCACAUCGAGAUGGCAGAAGUACCGCAACCAGCAGCACUGCCAUCAAACGCAUCACAGAGUUCUGUGCACCAUACUGCUCAGGCCAGAAGCUGCACAAGUGAGCAGAGUUGUAGUGAGAGAAGAUUAAUUCACACUGCUGCUUCCAGGUUGGGCAGCAACAUGCAUGAUGUGUUUAAAGAUGCUACUGCUGGGCUUCGUAAUUUAGCAGUCUUGGCAGAGCCUCAGAACUAUGUGUCUGGUAAAGAUACUCAAACUGUCAGUUUAAAAUAUAUACCUUGAGAGCGUUCUCUCACAAAUGCCUACAAUAUGCUGUUUCAGUGAACUGUCCUGUCACCAGGUAAAAUUGGCAAAAUGAAUCCAGCAUGGUAUAAAACAAUUGCAGAGAGCUUGGCCCUUUAUUCAGGGCAGCAUUCACACACUAUUUGCCCAGAUCCGCUCAGGCAGAGGUAUUAUGCUAGUGGACAUAACCUAAAUAUAAUAGCACUUUUUAAAGAGACUCCUGUCUCUCAAGAACAAUUAGCUUGUGUGAAAAAUUAUUUUGAACAAAUUUAAGCAACUUUUUUGUGAAACUCAUCUCCACAUUGACUUUAGAAACCAGAUGCUGGUCAGAAAAUAUUCAGGUUCUCUACACUGAGAACAAAUGAAUACUUUUGCUGCUCUCAGAACAACUAAGAGCUAUACUACAGUAUCAAUAGAUUCCCACUGCACUGAAUGCAGCAACAAUCCAUUUUACCACGUAGACACCUACCUGCAGCUUCACUGCUAUUUCAAGAUAGCAUGAAUGGUUUAUUCUUAAUGUGCCAUUUGGUCACUAAUACUGUCGUGUUUGCAAACUUGAUAAAUGUGUGUGUACAUAUGUGCAAGAGAUGGGGGAUGUGGAAGAGAAGAAGGAACAUAUCCUGUAGUGUCCAUAAUGUAACCAGGCAAAGAUCCAAUAGAAGUCAGUGGGAGUGCUGCUGAGGUGAGAACUACAGAGUAAACCCAGAGGAAUAUAAAGGCUUCCUGAUAUAAACCCCUUCCUGAUUUGUGCAAGUGGUGUGCUUCUGGGGACAGAUUCCCAAAUGGUGUAAAUCAGUAUAGCUCUGUUGGCUUCAGCUAAGCUGUAAUAAUUCUCACUAGUUAAGGAUCUGAUUUCUUAAAAUUCCAACUGUUCUUCAGAGAAAUCUUGGCCUACGGAGUGAACUGUAAGAAAGACUCCCUUUCCAGAGGCCUCAUGGAACCUGAAGUCUUUAGGACCACAACUGUCAAUAAACAAGGAAGUGUGAUGAUAUCUGUGCUCAUAAGCCAUGCCUAACUAGAUUCUCUGUCAUUUGACCUCCUUCUAUAUAUAGAAGAAACAUUUUAAAUGAAAUGUGGUGUUUCACAUGUGUUUGAAAAUUAUAAAAAGGUGUAUUUUGUGCUGCAAACAAGACAGUUGCAGACAGAAAGAGCCUUCCAUUCCCCAGAAACAAAAAGGCUGCUGAACAGCUCUUGUCACUCAAUAACAAAGAAAGCCUGUAUCUACAUGUUAUUCUUUAUGUGUGUGAUUUUGUGAAGAGAGACUUGCUUUAAGGAGAGUUCAGAGGAACAAAGUACACAAGAGUCUGCACUCUGUGGGGAUUACCUACAAUUUCUUUGGUGUUAGUCCAAUCCUUCAUGCACUGAAGUCUUUGGGAGUCUGCCACUGACUGUGUGAUUGGCAGUCGCUAAUACAUGGUAAUUCUCUCAAGGAAAAAAAGGAGACUGUUUUAAUUAAGCUUCUUCAGCUGCAAAGAAAUCCAUAUUUUAGAAAAUAAGUACAUCAAUAGCUGCUAUUUAAAUGAAAAUAAACCUAACCAAAUCUAAUAAUUAAUUACAAGGAAGAAAUAGCUUUUGUACAGUUUUAUUGGGCAGCCCAGGAAGUGUGACAAUAAUUCCAGUGUCUGUCUUUAGGUUUAAGUGACAACUGAUUAGCAGCCAUCGCUUCUUUCCAAAUCCUGUCCCUUACAGCAUGUUUAAUGAUCACCACAGGCUAAGUUGUCUUAAGAUACAUGCACUUCAGUUCCACUGAAGAUAAUGUGGGAGCUGCUCACCUUACUAGAAGGCUGAAGUUAGCCCAAAGUUGUUUUUGUCUACCCUACAAAGAACACUGUAAUACUGACAAACAGUUUAUAUCAUGCGCUACUUUAAGGAUGACUUGCCAUCCCAAAGCAUUCCAAAAGCCUGCAAAUAUUAACAGAGGUUCUACAAUAAGGAAUUGUUAUGCAGUUAUCUCAAAUUAUUUUUGUACAUAUAUCGCAUUGGGGGAGGGAAAAGCAUUCAUAUACUUUUUACUAAAGAAUGGUGAUUAUUUUUUGCUAUUGACUUAAUUCACCUCAAAUGAAGAAAAGGACUGUUUUACCAAGACAGAAAUUUCACUUCUGUUUGCACAAGAAAUGAUAAUGGGAAUUCUCAAGCAAAGCCUGCAAUGUACUGUUGUAGGCAAGAACUGGCCCAGUUCUUACUAUGGUGUGAAAAGUGAACGCAACACAUUAGGCUGGUGUGAUUUAGGCAACCAGGAGGUGUAACUGGAGACAAGACAGCUAGUUAUCCUGUAAUGAUACAAAAGGAAGUCUGUGUAUGGCCUGUUGGAAAAAAGGUCAUUAUGUUCUUGGGAUAAAUACAGCACAGGCUGAGAGUGAAAGGAGGAUAAAUUCAUCUUGUCAUGAUCUAACUGGAUAGGAGGAGGAGGAGGAGGAGGAAGAGAGAGCCUUAAAUGACCCCACCAUUAACACUGCGGGAGUCAGCACAAUUUUGGCAGUAUUAGUUAUUCUUUACCAUGCCCAUUGCUGGUGUGUAUGGAGACAUUCCAGAUCUUUCUUAUGUAGUGGCUCCAAAGACAUGCUGAGACAAGGAGAGGGCCAGUCCAUGCAGAACAGUAAUAGAAGAUAAAUAUGCAAGACUGCACACCCAACCUGCUAGCAUUUAGGAAUGGAGUAGAAAAAGAAGGCCACAGCACAUUUAGAAAUAAACCAUUGCAUACAGGUGUUCCCCGAAUCAAAUAUAUAUCCACAAGAGGACUUACAAUCUCUCUCUCUCUCUCAUGUGUGCGCGCACACACACACACUCACACACAGAGCCAUGCGUACAGCAGCUAAGCAUCACCUAGCAGACCCAUGAGCAAUGCUCCUCUCCUGACCUUUGCCUGUUCCCUAUUUGUCUUCAGCACACAACACAGCAGUUUGUGUGGCCUUUGUCUUCUUAAAAGUAGGCUGCUUUACCUCUUAGUCCCAUUAGCUAGUCGUACGCAUGUAGCUGUGCCUUAUUCAACUUACAAAACUCCAGGUUCUUGCUUCCAGUUUAUAGACUCACAGACAAAAAGGAGAUUUUGGGUGCCUAGCUCCCAUUGACUCCAAGAGAAUUAAGUGCCCAAAUAUUCUGGGUUUGGCAGGUAUGAGGAACUUUGAAGGAGGUGUAACUGAGAGCAGUCUAGUCCUAACUCACCUGUGUCACAUACUAUCUUUUAACUUACACCAUUUUUAUUUAAGAACCUGGUCCUGCAUUUUGAUCACAGAAAAUAAAAGCAACAAUAAAAAUAUACUGACUACUGUAUAAGUAUUGGACAUUAUCGGAUGGGCUAUUAACAUCCACAGCUAGUUUAAUGGAACUGUCUAAAUUCAACCUUUAUUAAAAAUGGUGGAGGUAUAGCAGGUAUGAAUUUAUUUUUACUAUAAAAAAUGUUUUCAUCUUCUGUAGUAGGUUUGCUUAUUUGACACUGAUGAGCUCACAGAGAGACAUCAAAAUGCUAGUUUCAAGGUUUCAUAGCAGAGCAGGUAUGGCCUUGGCUGCUUAACAAUCUGUUUCUUUCCAUUUCCGUAACACAGAAUAUGAAAACCAGCUUUCAAAGGGUACAUCAAUUCUUCAACUGGUUUUCAAACAAGAAAAGCAGUAGUCUUGCUAUUGGGUCUAGUUCAGAUUCUGAAAAGUACAAUACAAAAUAAGGGAAAUUAUCUUUGAGGCUCUUAAACGUUCGCCCCCCUCCCAUAUUCUCAGUUGUUCCAGAUCGUGCCAUGGAUAUAUAUAUAUAUUUCAAAAAUCCAUUUGUUUUCUACUUCAGUGACCUUAGAAUCUCAGAAUUUCAUUUCUUUAACAUUACCCUCACCAUAUUUGUAGCGAGAAAAAAAUAAAGCAAAGCUCUAUGCUCACGUACUGAAAAAACCCAUAGUGACACAGUGCUCUAAGAAGCAGUGCAACUGACUAUUCAUAAUGGGAGCUUCCUUAGAUAAGUUAAAGCAUUUAGCUAAUUGUCCUAUAUAAUUCAGAUUGCUUUAGCUUUACUUUUUCUUCCCUGAAAAUCAGAGGCACACAAGAAAAUGGAGUCUCUGGACUCCACCAAUAAGAUGCAGGAAUGACAUCUCAUAAAACACCUCCUGAAGUUAGUUAAAAGCUUUUACCUGUAAUGAUUAGAGGAAUCCUUUUGUAACAAAGGAUGUUUGCUGCUUCAAGAAGUUCACAAUUUUUUAAUGGUGGAUAAACUAUAGAAAAUUAAAGCUUUGAGUUCAGCAAGAGAAAACUAAGAAAACAAGUCUUGAUGAAGGUAAAAUGCACUAAAAUUAGCAGGGUUAUUGAUGUCUUAAGAUGAUCAUGAUUCAAGUCUAUGACAUUUUCUAAAGGUCUAAUUCCAUGGUUUGAGGCCCCUUCUGUUCUGCUGGUGAUAAUCAAGGAUGAAGGAAAUGCCACUCCUACAGUUCUUAUCCACGUGAAUCUUCCCAUUAAAGUGAAUAGGAAUUUUGCUAUUGGCCACCAUAGGAGACCAAUGGUACUCAUCUCUGUCAGAGACUAGAACUGGCUGUGCUACCAGCUUCAUUUAUGAGGGCUGCAGGAAAUUCUUUGACCAGGGUGUUUGGCCUUUCCCCAGAUCAUCUCUACCAAAAGACUCUGAGGAAACAUCUAAUGCUACUACUGACAGGAGCAUCUUAGCUUCAACCAGUAGCUAAUGUCCAAAAUUUGUUGUCAUGUAUUCAGGCACAUAACUAGAGUUGCUUGGUACAACUGAUUUGGGCAAAAUUCAGCUUAUCGUGUAAGUGGGCACAGCUCCUCUGAGUUCAGCUAACCCCUAUGACUUGUUUACAAACAUUUUGUCAUAUAAAAAGGAAGUUUUUUGCAAACGUAUUAUGACCAAUUUUAAUUAGAUGCUAAUUUUCACUGUGAUAAAUCCACUGACUUCAAAGACAUUACUCUGGUUUAACUGAGAUCAGGAUCAGGCCAGGCCCCUGAAUUCAAAAAGCCACACUAUCAACAAGGAAGAAAAAUAAUCACCUCCAUUACGCUUUAAUAUGACAACUCAUACUUUCUAGACAUUCAUAAUGUGCAAUGCCCAUAAUUUUACCAUAACAAAUACAUUCUUCCUUAUCAAAAUCCUACUCCAUGUAAUCAUAUAUAAGCAAAAAAGUUUAUUUUGCAUUUCUAUUUUUAAAUGAAAUCCUCUGAAUAAAGUGACAUCUAUCAUUAGCCAUUUGUUCAUCACAUGGGAAAUUAUUUCUGUUUGUAACUAAAUAUCAGAAUGGAUCUUAAAAUGACUUUUCCAAAUAUUUAUAUUGCUCUGACAAAAACCCUAUUUAGUCUGCUUUACUUCAUUAUGGUAAUUUUAUGCAUUGAUAAAUGGCUCUGCCUCCCUGCUAAAAAGUGGCAUCUAAUGUCAGUGCAGAAUUUUUGUGGCUAACUCAAAACAUGGAUAAAACUACACAAAUGUGAAUUUUGGGUCAGAAUUUCAAAAUCACAUAGCAUUGGCUUCACUUUGAUCUCAAGUGGCCAUUUGGAAGUAGACUGAGCUGUCAAUGCCAAGAGUUCUUGGAAACCCCACCCUUCUAAGGUAAAUGAGGAAUCUCAUAGGAAGUGUAAUAUAUAGCAUGAAGCAUAAACAAGCUGUCCAAGAAAUGUAUAUGCGUGUCUUUACGUAUGAGAGUAGUUCCAUUAAACCCAAUGAGACUAUUCCCCUGAGUAGAAUUGUAAGGUAGCUCUGUUUUACCCUAACCAGAUGUCAUUGAGGGACCUAACUGAUAAGUUGUUGAGCCCCUUCCAAGGGGUGCCAAGUGCCUCCAAGGUUCCCUUUGUCCAUGCAGAGCUCAGUGCAGGAUUGGGGGUGCAAUGCCUUAAACUUCCCAUCUCUUGGCAGAGGCUCAGAAGACUUUGUCCUUUUAUCAUGCUAUCCUCUUCUUGUAAAAACAGCCUUUGUAAAUGCUUUCAGUUUAGAAGUUAAAGCUUGAAUAGUGUCAGUAAGAAAUAAAAACUGCAAAGAAAAACCCAUCUUAUUUGUAUAUGGAAAGAAACUUUUACAGAUGCUUUUAAUUUAUUUUCUGACUAUUAUUCUCUUGUAUUCUAAUAUUUCCCUCUUUCAACAUUGUUAAGGCAAAACAGUUUUCACUAGAGUUGCCAGAUGAAAUGAUUGGUCAAGAUCACAAGAACACAUUGCAGUGACCCUGUGAAGGGCAUGUUUCACUACUGAUGUAUGUAUACACUUGCCUGAUCCCUUCCAUAAUGUAAACCUUUCAUUACAAAUGAUGAAAAAAUAAUAAUAAAAUCACUAUAUGUGA
Messenger RNA from Gavialis gangeticus (Gharial), 9061 nucleotides. It is a transcript of the gene BMP3, whose product is annotated as bone morphogenetic protein 3. Gene Ontology annotation, cellular component: extracellular region. Gene Ontology annotation, biological process: BMP signaling pathway; SMAD protein signal transduction. The record is from RefSeq and is a predicted model, not a curated record. The transcript is spliced from 3 exons. Lineage: Eukaryota; Metazoa; Chordata; Crocodylia; Gavialidae. The coding region runs from base 1 to 1161 and encodes 386 amino acids. Gene Ontology annotation, molecular function: growth factor activity; cytokine activity.